AGAGAGAGAGAGAGAGAGAGAGAGAGAGGCAGUUAGCUUUUCCUUGGUUGCUCAAACAGCCAAGCACAGCGCUCCAAUCAGAGAGCCUUUCCACAAUCACACACAUACACACACUCCUACACACUGAGAGGGAAGGAGCACAUUGCAAAAUACACCCCAGGACUGCCGGUGUGGCAGCGUGUUAUAGCAGAGAUGGGCUUUCCUGAGAGGGACGGAGUCAGCAGCAGCGGAGCAGGAUCGGCAGAGCUCAGCAGGGGGAUCGUGUGGCUGGCAGCGCAGAGGGAGCAGCGGGAGAGGCUGUGAGAGGCUGUGAGAGGCUCGUCAGAUGGGAGAGGACAAAGAGUGAGAGUCAGCUUCGAGUAGCCUGGGAACUAAUAACACUGAAACCUGUUUUACAAUUUAAUCACAACAGCUCCCCCCCUCGCGAAUUGUUCGAAAAGAAGACCAAAAAAAAGUGUGGUAACAGGGCGCGAGCUGCGGAGGCGCUGGCUGCCCGUCCCGCGGGCUAGGGAGUGGAGCGAUGGCCGGAACAGGAGUGCGGAUGCAGACGGGGAGACUGCCGAGCUGUGCCCGCCCUGGCUGGUCUGUAAAAUGAACCUUCAUCACUGGGCACUCGGCCCAGCAUGCACUGCACCGUGGACAGCUAGCAGCACCUCGCCAUGCACACAACCAUGGGACACAGAGGCACAGCCUUAACCUCUCAACUUGUCACCUCCUCGCCCUGGAACUCAACGCAGCUUAUUCCCCCUUUAUAACUUCACUGUAUCCACCAGGACACGCUAGAAACUCAUGGAGCAGUAUCCCAUGGACAAUAACUCCGAGCCAUGCCAGCCAGCCCAACUUGGCUGCUAGCUCAGAAUUCUCUGACUCAUUACAAAAACAAAAGCUGUUAUUAAAUCAAUAUAUCUGGAGUGCUGUCUUUAGCCAUGAGUGAAAACAAAAUUAAACUUCAGCCAUGUGAUCCCAAUGGUUCAACUGAACUAACUGAACUCUAAUAACAGUAAAAAGACAAUACACUCUACUUUUAUUCGAUCCAUGCACAACAGUAUUCACUGGCAUUUUCUUCACCGUUCUGGGCUUAAUAAGGACAAUGUUUUAUAUUUGUAAUAACAAGAACAAAAACAAUAAUUAUAACAACAAUGCCAAAUUCCAUCAACUGCAAUCAUAACAGAUUAUUAAUCAUAACGGCAGCCCAAAAAAGUUUAUGUUCUGUAAUUACUAAGCCCCCUCUCCCUUUUUAAUAGAACAGCAGCUGCACAAAUUGAAUAAUAAUAAUAAUAAUAAUAAUAAUAAUAAUAAUAAUAAUAAUAAUAAUAAUAAUAAUAAUAAUAAUAAUAACACAAAACAGCUAAGUUUGUUUCUGUGUGGAGGACAUUGUGUUACAAACAGAGUGUUACCAAGAAGAUAUGGUCAGCAAAGAACCUAACCAUAUACUGGCUCCAAGUAUCAGCUUAAACCAGGAAAAAAACAUGACAGUGAGAUCAGUGCUGCUCAACAGGGACUCCCCGGACAUCGAGACGCGGCUCAAGCGCAGGCGCAACCGCACACAGCAGGUGCGCUUCAAGGACCUGGAGGACGGGGCCGAGGAAAGCCCCAGGCCUGGGCCGACAACCGAUCCCAGCAAGAACAUUGGCAUCAACAACACCGGGCCGGCUGUCAUUGUGGUACCCGAUCAGGGCCCUAGCAGCAAGCCUGAGCCGGGCCCUAAGAGUCUUGCAGAGAGCAGCAGGAAGCAGCAGGUUGUGUCUGCCAAUGGGGGUGCAGUGGGAGCAGUGGGAGAUGUGGGAGCAGUGGGAGCUGUGGGAGCAGUGGGUACAGUGGGAGCAGUGGGAGCAGUGGCGUCGGUGCUGGCCAAAGGGGGCCCCAGGAAGCCCUGGAGCCAACCCAGGCCAUCCUCGCUGACCCUGCCCAACCCCAGGAAGUGCUGCAUGAGCACUGCCAUCCAGACGUCCCCCAGCCUGCAGAAACAGUUCCCCACAUUCAGGUUUCGCAGCAAGAGCGUGGGAGACUUUGGGGAAACAGAAGACCCCAAAGCGGAGCCGGAGGAAGGGACCCUGUUUGCCAACAAUGAGGUACAGCACAUGCUGGGUGAACAAUGCUGUCAGGGGGUGGGAGCUGUGAGGUACUGGGAGACAGCAGUGGAGGAGCCUCUGAAAGCUGCCCAAGUCAAUUGCACUGGAUCCUGCAACUGCCUACCCAGGAACCAGGACGUUCCGCCCCAAAUAUGGAACCCUGGAAGCCUGGGAAACACAACCCUACAGGGCCUGGAAGGGCUCGGGUGUUCAGUAUCAUGGGGCAGGCCUGCUCCCGCCCCCCAGGCCUGUGACGUUUCUGCCUCCUCUCAGUGUGUCAAUGUUGCCCAGAAUGUGCUGUGGAGAGAGCAGUGCCUUUGUGACGGGAAGCAGACUCCACUGAGUCCCAACUCAGCCAUGUUUUGUCACAGUAGAACCUCUUCAAAGGAAAGGAACUGCUGCACAGGCUCCUGUUCUGCACCACAAAAGGUGAUUGUGCCAAAAUCAGGGCACCAUUAUGAAGCCAUUGCUGCAGUGAGUAAGAGACAGACCCCAACCCGACACUACCAAAGAUAUCUGGUGGACAAAGGAGGACAGAGAGACCUUGGACAAUCUCUUCCUUGCAAUUCAGCACCGUCUCCCAAAACAUCUCAGGGUCAAAGGUGCAAGGAAUGGAGUAAUACCUGCACUCCAGUUCCUACCCUGCCAGUUUCCAAACCAUCCAUGCAAACCUGGGGCUGCUCUGGGGGGCUGAGUAAAGGGUCUAAAUGUGAUCUGAACUGCAGUAAUUGUCAUCUCACUAACAAGGUCCUAAUCCACCACACGUUGCCCCGAAGUCAAGUUUCUGAACCCCAGAAUGUAGUUCGACACAAUGGAGAAGGCUUAGUGGACUUGCCUAAGGUGGUCGAACACAGAUCAGUAAAAGCAGAGCAGUCGAAUCCAACGUCUGAGUCAAAGAAGGCUCCGGACACCAACAGAUCUGAAUCAGGGCAGUGCAGAGAGAGCGUGUCCAAGACAGCUCUGUUGAACUCCGACGAGACCCCCAGUCCUGGCCAGAACCAAUGUUCGGAAGCCACGGCCAGGACCGUUUUUUACACCGAGCCCCCUGCUAAUUCUCAUGGAAAACCCAAGACACCAGAACCAGCCAGCCGAGAAAGCCAGCCGCAAACCCUUCAGGGCAAAGCAGAGCUUUCAGACAGAACUAUACGGACUGCGGAGCAGCCAGGGGGGGUUCCCCUGACGGCCAGCCAGUCAGAAACCCUCAAGCAGGUCCAUGAGCUGCUGGAGCUGGUGGCCGAGGCCAAGGGGCAAAUUGAUUUGGCCAAGGUGAGGGGGGGCCUGCUGUCACAGGGAAGUCAGAAAGAGGGCAGGCCUUCCACAGGCAACCCAGAGCCAACACAGUACGAAAUCAGCAACCUGCAGUCCCGGCUGGAAAGCAUGGAGGACGUUCUGGAGACCAGCCAGCACACCAUCAAGGUCCUCUUGGAUGUAAUUCAGGACAUGGAGAAGAAAGAAGCAAUAAGGGAUGGGAGGCACUCGUACAGGACGGGUCAGGACAUUGAAAACUGUGGCACCUGCAGGGACUGUGCCUGCAUCAUAUAUAGUGUGGAGCACGACUUCAGGCUGCAGGAGGGUCAGUUCCAGAGGACAUGGAGGGUCGUUGAUCUGGAGUCCAGCCAGAGCUCUCCUCUGACGAGCUCGACUGCCAGUCGGCAAGAAGACUCCCCAGUGCCCAAACCCACGCCUGCCACCAAGAUGGAGUCCAAAAAGUCCAAACGCAAAUGUUUCUGGUUUUUGUGAACCAAGACAAUGAACAAUGGGAUUGAAAAAUAAAUAAAUAAAGACCCCCUUCUGAGGGUACAGGGUGAAAUAAAGACAAAAGCAAACUUAACAAAAGCUCCUGCUGGAAUGGGGUGGGAUCGCUAUCCGGGACUUUUCAUCAGCACAGGGAAGCGAGGGUUUGGUGAACACCAGCUUUUCUAUUUUUAAAAUGAAUUAUUAUUACAGCUGUGAAAAUCAAUUACUAACAACUAUUGUAAAUAACAGAGAAUUCUAGCAGUUUGUGAAUGCUCUAUUUCAAACCAUGGAAUAAACGGAUCUAUAAAGUAUUUUAUUACA
Messenger RNA from Acipenser ruthenus (sterlet), 4130 nucleotides. RefSeq lists its product as uncharacterized. Bases 1407 to 3812 code for a protein of 801 amino acids. Gene Ontology annotation, cellular component: postsynaptic density. The transcript is spliced from 4 exons. NCBI's taxonomy places the organism in Eukaryota, Metazoa, Chordata, Actinopteri, Acipenseriformes, Acipenseridae. The record is from RefSeq and is a predicted model, not a curated record. Gene Ontology annotation, biological process: inhibitory postsynaptic potential.